CACGAGGCCGCGGGGUAUUAAGAUAGAUUUAUCAUCAUCAUCAUGCCUCCCAGCACUGAUCGCGGUGAUCUCUCGUGAUUUCUCGCGCAACUUAGCCUGAAUGGGUCAGGGGACGCUGCCUCAGACGUAUGCUGGAUGUUUCGGCGCUGAUGCGCGAAGCGGACCAUUCAGUGGAGGGACCCUGAUGGCCCCCUUUUCUCCUCCCCCUAUCGCCUGGUAUCUCGCGCUCCCUCGCUUUCAGCCCUCGCCUUUUCUUGUCUCCCACCUCCUCCCCGAUACUCCUCCUUUUGGUACAUUUUUUACAUCGUCUUUGUACAUUAGCUCUGUGUUGUAUUUUGUUUUUCAUGUUUCACUACUUCCGACUUGGCUCUUAUGGUCACUCCCAUUAACCUUCGUCUGUUUUCUUUUUCCUCUUUGUAUGUACGAGCACGGGUCCGGGUCACGCGUCGCGCGCAUGCUGCCAAUUCCACCUGGCCCUUUGUGGCCGUUUCCCGCUACUAAUGCCUGAUAGCCCUGAUUAGCCACUUUGAAUAUAGAUACGCGCAGACGGACGUUCACAAGAUUAUCAGUUUUUGCCUAAGCUUACAUCUGAUCUCGCGAGUGUGGCCGCUGAGGUAGCGGAUUGCCUUAUACAGAAUCCCUACAUUAUAAGACUUCUAUCUCUUCUAAUGGCUUGGCGACAGCAAAGGAGACCGAUGAUC
Molecule: messenger RNA, 701 nt
Organism: Cantharellus anzutake
Lineage: Eukaryota; Fungi; Basidiomycota; Agaricomycetes; Cantharellales; Hydnaceae
Exons: 3
Coding region: 101-508 (135 amino acids)
Source: RefSeq, a predicted model, not a curated record